Molecule: messenger RNA, 1570 nt
Organism: Artibeus jamaicensis (Jamaican fruit-eating bat)
Lineage: Eukaryota; Metazoa; Chordata; Mammalia; Chiroptera; Phyllostomidae
Gene: OSTN
Product: osteocrin
Exons: 5
Coding region: 27-434 (135 amino acids)
Biological process (GO): hormone-mediated signaling pathway
Molecular function (GO): signaling receptor binding
Source: RefSeq, a predicted model, not a curated record
ACCCAGCAAAAUUUCUUGUUCAUCAAAUGGGACAGAUGCUGGACUGGAGAUUGGCAAGUGCGCAUGUUAUCCUGGCCGUGACAUUGAUGCUGUGGGGCUCAGGAGAGGUGCUCUCAGUGGAUGUAGCAACAGAGGCUUGGGAUGCUGCAAUCAGAGAUGUGCAGUCACCACCCACAGUUAGGGAAGAGAAAUCAGCAGCUGACCUGGCAGCAAAACUCAUGCUUCUUGAUGAACUGGUAUCUCUGGAGAAUGAUGUGAUUGAAACAAAGAAGAAAAGGAGCUUCUCUGGAUUUGGGUCUCCCCUGGACCGACUCUCAGCUGGCUCUAUGGAUCACAAAGGUAAACAGAGGAAAGUAGUAGAUCACCCAAAAAGGCGAUUUGGUAUCCCCAUUGAUCGGAUUGGUGGAAAUCGGCUUUCAAACUCUAGAGGCUAAUUGUCUCCAAUCAUGUGACUUCCUUGGGUGAAAUGUCACAGAAACAUAGAAGAUGCUUCCUUUAAUCAUCCUUAAUGAUUAAACUGUAAAGGAACUGGCCUUCUGAGAAUUCUUUCCGAAGCUUGAACUUAGGGCCAUCACAUCACAGUGUUGUUACAGCUUCAAGAAAAUUUUGCAGGUCAUUUCAAUGCAUGGAUAUUUUUAAAGUACAUUCUAGUUAUUCAGGAAUGGUUAUUUGGCCCCAAACCUUACUUUUUUAAAGAAGCAAUCAAAAAUCACAAUGCAGUGAAAUGCCUUCUAUAUGUGGUUACCUUUUACAUUUAUACAGCUGGAGAAUAACUGAAGACUAAUUUGUUUCUGUAAAAAUGUAAGCACAAUCUCUUCAUUAUUUGGGAACAAGGAAGAAGACAAUGCUGUGUGUUUCUUUUAAAUGUUUUCACUUAUUUCUUAUCCUUUGUCUGUGGGCCUCUUGGGUAAUAAUUAUGAAAUUAAACUUCUGACAUUCAAAUUUCAGUUAUUUUCAAUUAAAAAAACACUCAGCCCCAGUUCUAGGACUAAGUGAAAAAAGAUCUCUGAACAAGAAAAAAAGCAGUAAUUAAGUCCAUAAAUUUUAGCCUCCCCCAAACUGAGAAAAUACCUGAAAGUCAGGACAUAUUGACUUGGAGUAGGAAGUGAAAGAUGGCAUUCGUUGGUCGAGCUUGUAUGUCCCAUAUCCUCUAAUAACUUUCCGUGUUCUCAAUUACAACUGAUUGUUAACUAAGAGCCACAGUGGCUGAUUAUGAAAAGAAAAACUACACACAGAAGUAAGAGAUCAAAGUUUGGGGAAGCCAAAGAAUGUCAAGUAGUAGCCACCAGAGCAGUCUGGGACUGGUUAAAGGCACAUAGUUUUAGCUCAGUAAAUUUUAACAUAGUACAAUAAGCAAUCUUUUUGAUGUUACCAACUCACCCAAGAAACUGUUUCAUCUAUUUUAUACACUGUGUUUAAUAAGGCAUUAAAGUGUGUAAUAGGUUUGAGAGUGGUUUCUUUAAAAUGAUCCAAGUUCUUCUUAAUUGACUCAUCAAAGCAUAAAGUUUGGUAUUCUAGAAAACUCAAUUCUCAGCAAUAUGUUACUGUAAUUUAAGCAUUGUGCAUUAGA